Molecule: messenger RNA, 885 nt
Organism: Spirodela intermedia
Lineage: Eukaryota; Viridiplantae; Streptophyta; Magnoliopsida; Alismatales; Araceae
Source: the annotation of a GenBank genome assembly
AUGGCCCACGUAUCAGAUAUUAAACUGAUAAGAACAGAUACUACACUUGAUCUUAGCCAAAAGGCCGAGAAAGGUAUGAGUUGACAGCUCGCCUGUUACUCGUUCUUAUAGCCAAUCGAAGCACCCUUAAGCUUUUUUUCUUCCGAUAUGGGACUAAAGCAGACGUAGGUGACGUCCAAAUUAAGCUGCGCCCACCUUCUGUACACCAUUUAAAAUUAGUAUUUUAAAGUGUCCCAUCGGGAUGAGGACGAGUUCGAAGAAUGAACUGACGAGGCUCACUGGAUAAGAUCGCCCGCGAGCCGCCCACAGGAGAUGCUCGGGCCCGUACAUAAUAUAAAAUGGGCCGGCCCCCCUGACCCUCCACGCCCACCGGAAUCCCACGAAUCCCACCCCCCGCCCCAUCUAACAGGCCGGACACGUUGCUCGCCCGCACCUCCAUGGGCCACAAUUCCAUAUUAGGCCCAGUCGAUCAUAACGGGUAAGCACGAGGUGACAGGCGGGAAAUCUACGCCCAUCUAAUAAAAGCCUAGGGAAUAACAUAGGUUAGGGAGGGAAUGAAUAUGAGACCUGGAUUUCAUAUGGUUUUCGAAGAACAUAUGGAUUUGGACGAGUAGGCCGCCCAUGCUCGCGGGCCCAGAGCACUGUGUGGCCCGAACUAUACGCGGAGGCCCGUGGGGCCAAGAUAUUCGGGAUGCGUCCUGUACAGUGGGGCCCAUCCCCGGGCUCACCGACCCAGUUUAUCCGGAGAGAGAGAGAAAUCUGUGGGCCCGUUGGCGAGUCGCAGUCUCCGGAAAUCCACCCCUCCCCGAGAGCUCGGGUCCGACGACGGAAGGAUUUAUAUUUAAAAAAUUGGGCUGGGGCCCACAUGGGGAGGGAAACCGCUAA